AUGCCGUUUAAGGAUGAGGAAGAUUCCCAGCCUCAGCGUCCGCGGUAUGAAUCCGGUCUCCCUCUGAAAACUUUGGCUGCCCAUGACAAGAUCUUUGAGUCAUUUCCGAAGAAUCCUGGUGGGUUAGGAUUUUCUGAAAAGGCGAAUGGCUUAAUGUUGUGCACAGAGUAUCUAGGGUUCGAGAGUUCCGACAUGAAAAUGUCCGAUAACGAGGUGGAGAAUAAGAUGACGUUUCAUGCAGAGGUGGACACGGAAAGGGUUGUAACAAAGAGGAGGAAGACUAAGGAGAAUAUGGUGGCGCCGGUGCAAGAGAGGAAAAGAGAAUUUCCUCCGCCACUCUCGUCGUUAAACAGCCGAGGACAACGGUCUUUUUAUCUCCGGCCUGUGAGGAAAGACGGUAGAUUGGAGCUUACACAAGUUAUGAUCGACCGACCAGAGAUUUUCCGUGCGUCCCGUGAAGAUGGACGGCUGAGAUUGCACCUUAUCGAUGGUGUCGACAGUCCCAUAAGGGAUUAUAGUGAAUCUGGAGAAAUCGUGGAUUUUGAAGAAGAACCUAAGUGUCUAGAUCGGCCUCAUUUGGAAUCUGGUAGAGAGAUUAAUAAAAACAUUGAUGCUUCAAGUGAUCAAGUGGUGGAUUCAUCUACGAUCAAUGAUGAUAAUCGAGCAAGAAAUUGGGGAUAUAAAAGUAGCUAUGAGGUUUCGUGGAAUAGCGUUGAUCAUGAUGUUACAAAUUUGAAUGAUGAACAUGAUGCGAGAGAAUGGACGUACAAGAGUUGUUAUAAAUUCAUGGAAAAAACAGUAACAUACAUUUAUGGAGCCAGUCGUACGUGA
Messenger RNA from Arabis nemorensis, 831 nucleotides. NCBI's taxonomy places the organism in Eukaryota, Viridiplantae, Streptophyta, Magnoliopsida, Brassicales, Brassicaceae. The record is from the annotation of a GenBank genome assembly.